Messenger RNA from Eruca vesicaria subsp. sativa (arugula), 693 nucleotides. The record is from the annotation of a GenBank genome assembly. Lineage: Eukaryota; Viridiplantae; Streptophyta; Magnoliopsida; Brassicales; Brassicaceae.
AUGGAAACACACGGUGCGGCUACGAGGAAGAACAAAGAAAGGCAGGAGAAGCUGCCUGUUGUUGUCUUGAAAGCUGAGGACAUCAUGUACUCUAAAUCCAAUUCCGAGAUGCUGAUACUAUGUGGAAUAGAGUCAGUGAUGCCAUUGACACCAUUAUUAGAAGAGAUGAAAGCACUGAAAUAUGGCCCUCUUUUGCCUCCUUGUGUUGAAGCUGCUCUUAACCUUGGAUGCAUUGCUGUAAGAGCUUCAACAAGUCAGCGACAUAGUAACGUAAGGACUUACCUCUGUCCUAAAAUCCAGAAACCUGUUUCUGCACCCCCUCAUGAGUCUCAGUAUCACCAUCAUCAAGCUCAAAUGUCCAAUAAACCAAGCUAUGUCGCUCAACCUGUAGUCCCAGUGGCUGUUCUUGAUGACGCACCAGUGCCAAUCAACUUGGGUUCGGUGUAUCCUUUGUAUUACGGAAGUGAUAAUCAGACCCAGCAAGUGAACAUGUCCUUAAGAGUCCCUGAGACGCCUAUAAUCACUGGCAUGCCUAUUAGUAUAAAAGCUCCGGAAGAAAGAACAGAGAGCUUCUGUGAUUUGUCCUUGAGGCUUGGUUUAUCAUCUUCAGAUCCACCCUCCACAAGAAUAGAUGUUGGGUUUAGCCGUGCUUACCAAGGAAGAAACCAAGAAGAGUUAUGUUUCUUCUCUUAG